AAUUAUUUAUUAACACACACUUUGCUCUAAGCUUCUCUUUCUGUUCUGCAUGAAAACUGAAACAACAACAAACUAAAAAAGAAAAGAAAUCACACUCUAUUCUAAAUCUACUGAUAAUCCAAACAAAAAAAAAACUUCCUUUUAUUUCUUUAUAUUCUGAUUCUCAUUCUCUACUGUGUGAGACAUAAAACCUCACAUUUGUAUUUUAUUUUUCCUUGGAGAAUUUUUUUUCCAAAAGAAAGAAAAAAUGAGAUGGGAAAGGGUGCAGCAGCAGUUACAACAAGGGGUUGCAAUAGAAGAGUUAAAUGGACCAAGGAAGAGGUGGGGACACACUUGUAAUUCGAUUAAAGGAGGAAGAUUUCUCUAUGUUUUUGGUGGCUAUGGAAAGGAUAACUGCCAGACCAACCAAGUCCAUGUCUUUGACACUGUUAACCAGACUUGGAGCCAGCCAAUGUUAAAUGGCACACUGCCAGUUCCGAGAGAUAGCCACUCUUGUACAACUGUUGGUGAAAAUCUCUAUGUGUUUGGGGGUACUGAUGGGAUGAACCCUCUCAAGGAUCUGCGUAUCUUAGAUACUUCAUCACAUACUUGGAUAUCUCCAAAUGUAAGAGGUGAUGGACCAGAUGCACGGGAGGGUCAUAGCGCUGCCCUUGUUGGCAAACGACUUUUCAUAUUUGGUGGCUGUGGAAAAUCUUCAGAUAAUAGUCAUGAAAUCUAUUACAAUGAUCUUUAUAUCUUGAAUACAGAGACAUUUGUAUGGAAACAAGCAAUAACAACAGGCACUCCACCUUCUGCCCGCGAUAGCCAUACUUGCUCAUCUUGGAGGGAUAAAAUCAUUGUGAUUGGUGGUGAAGAUGGGCAUGAUUAUUAUUUGUCAGAUGUCCACAUCCUAGAUACAGAAACUCUUGUUUGGAAGGAGCUGAACACAUCGGGCCAAAAGUUGCCACCUCGAGCUGGCCAUUCUACUGUUUCUUUUGGCAAGAAUUUAUUUGUUUUUGGUGGAUUUACAGAUGCUCAAAAUCUAUAUGAUGACCUACAUAUGCUUAAUGUUGAAACUGGCAUUUGGACCAUGGUGAUGACAACUGGAGAUGGACCUUCUGCCAGAUUUUCUGUGGCUGGGGACUGCUUGGAUCCACUGAAGGGUGGUGUGCUUGUGUUCAUUGGUGGCUGCAAUAAGAGUCUUGAGGCACUGGAAGAUAUGUAUUAUUUACACACAGGUCUCACAAGAGUGCAAGAUGAAUGGCGUAUGGAAAAGUUAUCUCUGAAAAAACAAUUGAAACUAAAGUGCCAAGAACAAAAUCUUAAUUCUUCUGUGCAUGAAAAAGUUUUAGUCCGAAUUGACACAAAUGCUGACUUUCACCACACCUUUCUGAGUUAUGCCCAACCAGGCAGAGAAAAUUUCCCGUUGAAUCAAACACAGCGUGAUCAUGGGAAGAAGACAUUUCAAGCCAAAGUUACUGAAAGCCUUCCUCAUGGAUAUACCAUUGAGACUAUUGUAGAUGGAAAGCUUCUACGUGGAAUAUUAUUUUCCAACAAGCAAAGUUCUCCCCAGAUAGUUAGCCACAAUAACCGCAGGAAAAGGGCAAGUGCUGAAAGUGGUGUUGUAUUGAAUGGUGACUACAACAGCAAAUCAAAAACUUAUAAAACCCUCAUCCAGGAUGCAGUAGAAAACAUUCAGCCAGACAACGCUCAUGGGAUGGAAUCCACAGCACAGGAACCCAAGACGGAAGCUGCUGCUGUCCCUGAUUUAAAAAAUCUGGCUUCCUCUAAUGUUCAUCUGUCUCAUGAGGUUCCUCCAAAUGCAGAACCACCAGCGACUCCUACUCUGAAUUUGAAUGAUGAUAUGACCUCUGAUACAGGAUUUCUAAAAGAGAAGUCUACUGCAGCAGAGGGCCUACCACUUUGUCACUAAACCAAGGUAAAGAGAAAACAUAACAAAGCAAACAAAGGAAUCUAAGCUGACUUAGAAAAUAUAUGUGGUUGGAAAGUUUCCUUAUUGUGCAAGGAGAAUACUUUAGCAACUUAAUUGUGUUUCCUAGUAAUGGAAGGAUACCAAGAAGUGGCAAAGAGAAGCAUUAAAGACAAUAUCUUUUUCCUUCCAAAAGAAGGAUAAAUACAAGGUUGAGAUCAGAAUCCUAUUCUAACUUAGAAACCAAAGGGACAACAACUUCUCUUUUAGUUUCUAGGAUUAUUAGGAAGCAUUAUAAGCUAUAAAUAAGUCUUGUAUUAAACCUACAAUGUUUUCUUCUUCUUCUCUUUUCAUGACGGAUAAAGACUUAGAACUUAUGAGCUUUAUUUUUAUUUUGUUAGCUACAACCCAAAGCUUAUGUGAGCUUAAUUAAUACUUUGUUUUCAGUUAGGAUCUAAGGCUUGUUUGGAUCAGGGUUUGGGCUUACUAGUAAAUGUUUUGGGUCAGUUUUUAUAAGUUGGUCAAUUCAGCCCACAGGGUAGAUCCAUUAGGAUUAAUUUCUUAGAACUAUUUAAACACAUGUAAGUCUAAAUUUCGGCACCUUUGAUGAAUAAUAUUUCUGAAAUUUUUAGUUUAA
Messenger RNA from Populus trichocarpa (black cottonwood), 2546 nucleotides. RefSeq names its product tip elongation aberrant protein 1. The transcript is spliced from 11 exons. Lineage: Eukaryota; Viridiplantae; Streptophyta; Magnoliopsida; Malpighiales; Salicaceae. The record is from RefSeq and is a predicted model, not a curated record. The coding region runs from base 248 to 1912 and encodes 554 amino acids. Gene Ontology annotation, molecular function: protein binding.